AUACAGAUUCGAUGUAAUAUAUACCUAAACAAUAGAUUUACCAAGUUCUUAUCCAAUUUCAAAGCCAAUAUCUAAACAUAAGACACAUUCAAAGUUUUCCCCAAAUUUGUUUUCAAAUCUACAUACAAAUUCGACCAAAUAACAACCAAAUAAAGGGAAACUAAUCACUUACCACAAGGAACGAAGAUGGAGCUUCGAUUUCGACAAAGAAAGAAGAAGAAAUGAAGCAGUCUCGACUUUAGGGUUUCAGACAAGAGAGACAAAGAGAUAGUUGAGACACAAACGAACAAGGAAGAACGAAGAUGGAUUUUCGAAUUAGAUGGAGAAUGAACAAGGAAGAACGAAGAUGGAUACUCUAGGGUUUCAAUCUCCGAUUUCGCAAUAGAGAGUGUCGCAAGGGGAAGGUUGGGGGAGAGACAGACCCGAUGAUUGAAAAUUUUGGAGAAGAGAAUGUUGAGUAAUUCAAAACGACAUCGUUUUGGUUUAGAUGGGUCGGGUUUUAGGGUUUGUAUUGUAUGGGUCGGAUCUUUCUGGUUGGAUCUUGUAAAUAACUAAAUUAUUUUAGGGCAAUCCGUCUUUAGUCACGUUUUCUAUUUAAAAAAAAAUGAAAAAGAAAUUUUAUUAUAAUAAAGGGAUAAAUGGGGAUUUUUUUGGAGGGUAGAGGGCAUAUGGAGUUAAGCUCCCAUUCACUGGGAGAGUAACUCCAUAUACCCCAUACCCCCAUAAAUGAAUUCUUACUGCCCCCUCUCUAUUCUCCGUACCCUUUUAUCCUUGCACUCCCCAAACUAGCCUUUCAUUUAUUCUCCAAUUAAAUAAACCAACCAUAAUUCAACAACCUACAUGGCCCACAAAACAACCUUAACCAAUCAGAUUUCUCCUGACCCACAUGUCUCCUUCUUCAUCGUACAAGCUUCUUCCUCUCAUCCUCCAUUAGCAUUUUUUGAAGCUCAAAAAAUAGGCAAUUCAGGAAGAUGCAAAAUCUGAAUUGCACAAUCAUUUGUUUUGAUUAUGGAGGAUAUUAUAUGAAAGAUGAGGCUGAAAUAAAAUGGAUCUCGGGAGGUGGUGAAGGAGAAGAUGAAAUCCACACGAUUGUGUUGAGGAAAUCAAUGGAGGAUAUCACUUACUAUGCUUUGGUUGAGCGUAUUUGCAGAAAGAUAAGGGUAGAUGAAUCUAAGGUGCAAGUGAAGAUUAGUUACUUUCCAAUGGUAUUGUAUUCGUACAAGCCAUCAUACAUUUGGAAUGAUGAAGACGUUUUUGGUUAUCUACUGCAAGUAAAUCAUGAGAAGUGUAGAAGUGUUCUACAUGUGGAGUUCAUCAAUGAAGAAGUGCAACUUUUAGAAGAGGAUGAGGAUGGUACUGAGAAUGAUGAAACUGAUGUCUAUGUCGGUCUAUCUGAUAGAGAGGCUAUAGAGGCUGGUGAUGAAGAUGAUAAUGGUGGUGUGCUCACUUUUCACGAAGACAUUGAGAUGCAUGAUGGUGUCAAUCAGAGACGGGAUGAUGGUAUGGAUUUGGUUAUAGGUCAAGAAUUUAUAACCAAGGAGGCAGCAAAAGUUCUUAUUCAAGCAGCGUCGUAUCAGAAAUCUUUUGAAUUUGAUAUAAUUAAGUCGGAUACUAAGAGAUUUGUGGUUAAAUGUCGAGGAGCCAAAGAUGGGUGCAAUUGGUUUGUGCGAGUUGCAAUGUUAAAGACGUCAAAUAUUUGGACGGUUAGAAGUUUCAUCAAGCAGCAUACAUGUUCUGUCAUUACAAGAACACUGCCUGAUAGAGAGGUUGGUGAUGAAGAUGGUACUGAGAAUGAUGCAACUGGUAAUGAAGGUACUGGUGGUGUGCUCACUUUUCACGGAGAGAUUGAGAUGGGUGAGAAUAUCACGGAAAGAGAUGAGCAUGUGUUUGAAGAUACAGAAGUAAGACCAGUAGUUGUCUAUCAGCCACGGGAUGAUGGUACAGGUUUGGUUUUAGGUCAAGAAUUUAGAACCAAGGAGGAAGCAAAAGUCCAUAUUCAGACGGCUUCACAUAAGAAAUGUUUUGAGUUUGAUAUAAUUAAGUCGGAUACUCAAAGAUUUGUCGUUAAAUGCCGAGGAGCCAAAGACGGGUGCAAGUGGUUUGUGCGAGUUGCAAAACUAAAGAAUACAGAUCUUUGGACGGUUAGAAGUUACAUCAAGCAGCAUACAUGUUCUGUUGUUACUACAAGAACACUGCCUGAUAGAAGGAAAGGUACAUCACAAAUCGUUGCAUCAGUUUUGGCUCAAGAUUAUCCUGGUACAUUUGACACACCAGUUCCCAAAGUUCUGAUCGAUUUGGUUCAUCGAAAGGUUGGUGUGCAUGUUUCAUACACCUCAGCAUGGAGAGGAAAAAGAGAAGCUGCUAAUGAAGUGCGAGGAAGUCCAGAAGAGAGUUUUACUUUAUUAUACUGUUAUAUGCACAUGCUGGAGCAGACAAAUAUUGGCACAAGAACUCGUGUGGUAGUGGAUGAGGCCAACAAAUUUAAGUAUCUGUUUUUUGCCCUGGGAGCUAGCAUAGAAGGGUUCAGUGCGAUGAGGAAAGUCCUCAUAGUGGAUGGAACACACCUGAAGAAUGUUUAUGGUGGAGUUCUCCUCAUUGCGACUGCUCAGGAUCCUGAUCAUCACCACUACCCAAUUGCGUUUGGUGUAGCAGAUGGUGAGAAUGAUGAAAGCUGGAUAUGGUUUAUGGAACAGUUGAAAUCAGUGAUAUCCGAUGUCCCGGGAUUGGUAUUUCUUUCAGAUAGAAACAAAAGCUUGAUCAAGUCAGUACGUCUAGUGUUCCCUGAGGCCGAACAUGGGUAUUGUAUAUGGCAUUUGUCUCAGAAUGUUAAAACCCACGUCCAUAACAACAAAGAUACUUGUGCGUUCAAGUUUAGAGAAUGCGCACACGCUUAUACGGAGGCUGAGUUCAAGUACCUUUAUCAUGCUUUUCGCCGGAAGUAUCCUAGUGCAGCAACGUAUCUUGACAAAAGUGUUGAAGAGAAGAAGUGGGCUAGAUGUUACUUCAGAGGAGAUAGGUACAAUGUUGACACCACCAAUUCAGUAGAAUGUGGGAGUGGUUCAGGUACUACCUAGGUUUUACUGGAGAUUACUGGGCUUAAUAUGUGAAAUUUGGAUUACUGGGUUUUACUGGUAUUAUUAUGUGCAAUUUGGAUUACUGGGUUUUACUGGUAUUAUUAUUUGCAAUUUGGAUUAUUGGGUUUUACUGGUAUUAUUAUUUGCAAUUUGGAUUACUGGGUUUUACUGGUAUUAUUAUUUGCAAUUUGGAUUACUGGGUUUUACUGGUAUUAUUUUGUGCAAUCGAAACCAAUGUGUAUCACUACGUUAUGUGUAAUUUAGACUAUCUUUAUAUGAUUAUUUUCAAUUCGUAGGCUACGUAUAUAAUAAAUAUAUAGAUUAGACUAUUUUUGUUAAUUAUUUUCAAUAGUUUAAGAAAAUCUUAACGGUUUCCCAAAAAACUUCCUUAACUUUCAUUGUUAGUAUGUGAAUGGUUAACAAUAUAGUAAGUAGAAUUUUACAAAAUACAUAUUUCUCGUAAAUUGCUUAUGUAAAUGUCUUCUUUGACGAUAAUAAUAGGGUAAAAUCAUUGGUUCUACUACCAAACAUUCUUUUUUGAGAUGGAUUUACUACAAAAACGUAAAAAAUGCCAAAGUAUUACUAUGUGUAUGGUGGUAUUACUAUUACCUUGAAGAUUACCAUAGGUAUUACUAAGUGUUAAAAAUAAUAUUAAAAUAUUUAUGACGGCUGCACGUUUUAAAUGUGAAAUGCAUUUUUCAAUUCGUUUU
Messenger RNA from Brassica napus (rape), 3784 nucleotides. RefSeq lists its product as uncharacterized. The transcript is spliced from 2 exons. Bases 972 to 3074 code for a protein of 700 amino acids. Lineage: Eukaryota; Viridiplantae; Streptophyta; Magnoliopsida; Brassicales; Brassicaceae. The record is from RefSeq and is a predicted model, not a curated record.